AUGAUUGGUGGUUCAAUUUCCGUCGCGGAGUGCAGUUUUCAAUUUGUGGAAAGCUUCUUCGUAGUAAUCUCGCUGCCAUGGGUCCCAAAUUGGCCCCCAAGUGUUCCCACUGCCAAAUUGGCACAUCGGAGAAGUGGCACACGGUGGAAAAAGGCGUCACGUUGUGCAUCCCGUGCCACGAACGCCAGGAAAAGGAACAGCUCGAACUCGAGCGGGAACUGAAGGAGAUACAGGCGAAACCUCCGGUACCGCCACCGGUGCAAACGCCGGUGAUCAAACCGGAGGGGGUGGAAACGGUUUUGCAGGGUCAAGCGCCCGGUGAGGAACCGGGGAAGGAAGAGGUGAAGGAGGAAAAGAAGGACGUCGAUGAGACCAAGGAGGAACCGGAUGAGAAGGACGAUAAGGAUUCCAAUGCGGAUGUGAAGGAGCGUCCGUUGCCAUCGAUGAGUCCGCGGAAGCUGCGGAAGAAUGUGCGAAGUGCGCGGAAGGGAGGAGGAGGUGGUUCAGGGGGCAACGGCGGAAAAGGUGGAAGAUCGCGAAGGUUCAUCUUUAAGAAAAACCCGAUGAAGGCCCCGGCGAUUACGGUGACGACCCGCACCGUGGAGACGUUGUUCCACAAUAACAUUUACUAUCAGAUCGGGGACAUCGUGUCGCUGAUGGACGCCAAGGAUAACGUGUAUUACGCCCAGAUCCACGGACUGCAGAUCGAUUCGUACUGCGAGAAGUCGGCGUAUAUCACCUGGUUAAUUCCGACGACGUCGAGUCCGCCGCCGAAGCAGCGCUUUGAUCCUGCGACGUAUCUGAUCGGACUGGAGGAGGACAUACCGCGCAAGUUGAGCUGCAUGGAGUUUGUCAUGCACGCACCGAGCAGCUACUAUCUGGAUCGGCGCAAUCCGUACCCGCGUCCGGACUGCUGGGGACCGGAGAACACCAGCCAGGAGGAUAAUUCCAACUUUAUCUGGGCGAACAUUUCCCAUUUGUACCAAUGCUAAUGGAGGGUACGCGCCAUUUUGAUUGGCUUUUGUAGGUUAAGUAAAUAAUAUUGUAAAUUGUGGAUUCACGAGUCGCAUAGAUUUGGUAGAUUUAGGAAAUAAAAGAGGAAUAAUCCUGAA
Messenger RNA from Aedes albopictus (Asian tiger mosquito), 1112 nucleotides. RefSeq lists its product as uncharacterized. The coding region runs from base 78 to 992 and encodes 304 amino acids. The record is from RefSeq and is a predicted model, not a curated record. Lineage: Eukaryota; Metazoa; Arthropoda; Insecta; Diptera; Culicidae. Gene Ontology annotation, biological process: chromatin organization. The transcript has a single exon. Gene Ontology annotation, cellular component: nucleus.